Messenger RNA from Cylas formicarius (sweet potato weevil), 927 nucleotides. RefSeq names its product transmembrane emp24 domain-containing protein-like. Gene Ontology annotation, biological process: intracellular protein transport; Golgi organization; endoplasmic reticulum to Golgi vesicle-mediated transport. The record is from RefSeq and is a predicted model, not a curated record. The coding region runs from base 97 to 699 and encodes 200 amino acids. The transcript is spliced from 3 exons. Gene Ontology annotation, cellular component: endoplasmic reticulum-Golgi intermediate compartment; Golgi apparatus; COPII-coated ER to Golgi transport vesicle. NCBI's taxonomy places the organism in Eukaryota, Metazoa, Arthropoda, Insecta, Coleoptera, Brentidae.
CAUAUACUUACAAAAAGUUGUUUUUUGUGUUACAUGUCAGCGUUAUAAAAUAGAGGUUAAAUACGUGGAGGUUUUGAACAACAUUUUAACUUUAAAAUGAAGGGAAUUUUGUCAGUUGUAUUUUUUUUUAUCACCUUUGCUUUUAAAGGGAAUCUGGCCUACAUAAUUACGGUUGACGCACACGCUGAAGAGUGUUUCUUUGAGAAGGUGGAAGAUGGUACAAAAUUGGGUCUCAGUUUUCAAAUAGCCGAGGGCGGGUUUCUGGAUAUCGAUGUGAGAAUUAUAGGACCGGACCAAAAAGUGCUUUAUGAAGAGGAGAGACAGACUUCUGGAAAAUAUACACUAGCAGCUCACGCACCCGGUACCUACACAUAUUGCUUUUCCAAUAAAAUGUCCACAAUGACACCCAAAGUGGUGAUGUUUGACAUGGUUGUCGGUGAACCUGUGAAGGAGGAGCCAGAUGCCCAAAACACCAACAAGCUUGAAGAAAUGAUUAAGGAAUUGUCAGGAUCUUUGACUUCUGUGAAGCAAGAACAGGAAUAUAUGGCUGUCAGGGACAGAAUUCACAGAAGUAUCAAUGAGAGUACCAAUUCAAGAGUGGUUAUGUGGUCAUUUUUUGAAGCUUUUAUUCUUUCUGCGAUGACUGUGGGUCAGGUGUAUUACUUAAAGAGAUUCUUUGAAGUUAGGAGAGUGGUCUAGCUGUUUGAGUGUCUGUGAUUGCUGAUGACUAAAACCUUAUUUCUAAAUGAGAAUAUUUUGUAAUUUGAAAUAUAAAAAAAAAUGCAGAAAUCUGUAAUGAAUCAGAAUAUUGAAUUGUUAGGUCAGCAUUUUUUCCCUGCAUAAUUUAUUUUUCCACCUAAUUGCGUUGCUCUGGUGAUUGUUUAAGUUGUUUGUCUAUUUCGGUAAUAUAGAGACAUUAAUUUCGUU